GACGCCAGUCUCUGAUCAAUGUCAUCACAGACACCGAAGAAGAUGAUAGGAAGAGAUGGGCGAGAGAGAAUGAAAUAAACAACACAAAAAUAAGUAAUCAUAAUGCAGCGCUAUCUGGGACAUUUAUCAUAAGCUUAAAGACUUUGCAACGUUUCAUCAGGAGCGGAGGUCAUGGCGUUUGUCACAGCUAACUGGAACCCUUUGGGCGAGGCUUUUUACAGAAAGAUUGAAUUGUAUGAGAUGGGCUGGAAUCUGAAAGAUGGUCUGAGAGACUGUCUGGUCGCUGCAGCGCCAUAUGGGGGUCCCAUCGCUCUCCUAAAGGGGCACAGCCGCCGCUCUCCCAGUGCCAGACCUCAGUUAGAAAUCUACUCUUCCUCAGGACUGUCUCUGGCCAGUUUUCAAUGGAAGAGUGGAGUGGUGAAGCAGUUGGGUUGGACGGUGUCUGAUGACCUACUGUGUGUUCAGGAGGAUGGCACUGUGCUUGUCUAUGAUCUCUUUGGUGGCUUCAAGAGACACUUCAGCAUGGGCAAUGAAGUUUCUCAGAGUCAGGUGCUGGAGACCAAGAUUUUCCAUUCGCCAUACGGGACAGGAGUUGCCAUAUUGACAGGUGCCUUGCGAUUCACUUUGGCCACGAACAUUGAUGACAUAAAACUGAGGCGGUUACCUGAAAUUCCAGGUCUACAGGGGGUUCCUUCAUGCUGGGCAGUCCUGACUCAGGACAGGCAAUGUAAAGUGCUGGUGGCCAAUGAAUCUCAUCUGUUCAUCUUAGACAAUACAGCCUGCACACCUGUGACUCCUCCAGGUCUCUCUCCAGACGCAUCCAGUAUAGUUCACAUAUGUGUCUCAUUCAGUUAUAAGUAUCUGGCACUGCUCACUGACUCUGGUCAUGUGUGGAUGGGUACGUCUAAUCUAAAGGAGAAACUCAGCGAGGUGGACACCAAAAUCAAAACUCCCCCCAAACAGAUGGCCUGGUGUCGCAGGCCCAAGAGUCAGCAGCCGUCGGCUGUGGUCAUGUGGGAUGGGCUUCUCCUAGUGGUGGGAGAGUGUAAAGAAACAAUUAAGUACCACCUGGACGACGAAUCGAUUCUCGUGCCAGAACUGGACGGUGUCCGGAUCAUCAGUGGAACGCACCAUGAGCUUCUGCAAGAGGUUCCAGGUGCGUGUGAGGAGAUCUUUAAAAUUGCCUCAAUGGCUCCUGGAGCAUUACUGCUGGAGGCACAUAAAGAAUAUGAGAAAGAGAGUCAGAAGGCAGAUGAGUAUCUGAGAGAGAUUAAAGAACAGAGUCUGCUGAGCGAGGCAGUGAGGCAGUGUGUGGAGGCCGCUGGACAUGAGCAUGAACCCGAGACUCAGAAAACUCUCCUGAGGGCGGCCUCAUUUGGGAAGUGCUUUUUGAGUAAUUUUCCUCCAGAGCAGUUUGUCAGCAUGUGUAGAGACCUGCGGGUGUUGAAUGCAGUACGAGACUAUACCGUCGGCAUUCCUCUUACCCACACUCAAUUCAAACAGAUGACCGUACAGGUGCUUAUCGACAGACUGGUGUAUCGUAAACUUUAUCCACUGGCUAUUGAGGUUUGCCGCUAUCUAAAGACUCCAGAAUAUCAGGGAGUGAGCCGAGUACUCAAACACUGGGCCUGCUACAAGGUCCAGCAGAAGGAGGAAUCAGAUGAAGUCAUAGCAAAAUCUGUGAGUGUGAAGCUAGCUGAUGCCGCAGGAAUCUCCUACUCUGAAAUCGCCACUAAAGCAUAUGAGAGUGGACGCACAGAGCUCGCCAUUAAGUUGUUGGAGUUUGAGCCUCGCUCUGGUGAGCAGGUCCCACUGUUGUUAAAAAUGAAGAAGAGUCCUCUGGCUUUGAGCAAAGCCAUCGAGAGUGGAGACACAGACCUCGUGUACACAGUGGUCAUGUACCUGAAGAAUGAGCUGAACAGAGGAGACUUCUUCAUGAUGUUGAGGAACCAACCUGUGGCUCUGAGCCUCUACAGACAGUUCUGUAAACAUCAAGAACAGGAAACACUGAAAGAUCUUUUCAAUCAAGAUGAUGAUCAUGAAGAACUUGGCAAUUUCUAUGUAAAGGCCAGUUAUAAAGAGCAGAGACUGGAAGCUCGGAUUGGUCUUUUACAAAGUGCCGUGGACGAGUACUACAAAGCCAAGAAUGAAUUUUCUGCCAAGGCCACAGAAGAUGAGAUGCGUCUGCUGCGGUUUCAGAGGAAGCUAGAGGAAGAGAAGGGUGAGCCGCUUGUGGGAUUCUCUCUUCAUGACACCAUGACCAUGCUGCUGUCAGUGGGACUGCACAAACACGCCGAACAACUUUACAAAGACUUCAAAGUGCCCGACAAGAGGUUCUGGUGGCUGAAGUUGAAGGCUCUGGCUGAGAAGGAGGACUGGGAAGAGCUGGAGAAAUUUGCCAAAAGCAAAAAGUCUCCUAUUGGAUAUCUGCCAUUUGUUGAAAUGUGCAUUAAACACCAUAACAAAUAUGAAGCCAAGAAAUAUGUCUCUAAAGUCACACCUGAGCAGAAGGUCAAAGCUCACCUCGCAGUGGGGGAUGUGGAAGGCGCCGCAGAGGCUGCCAUCGAGAGGCGUAAUGAAUCCGAGAUCAGUACUGUUCUGUCACGCUGUUCAGCCACCACUGAUCAUAUUCUGGUGGAGCGCCUCAACCGUGCUAAAGCCACUGCUGCCAAAAAGUGAGCCUGUCCACUUCUGCCCUGCUCAACUGAACUGCAUUGGCUGUCAAACAGUGAACCCCUGUGCACCAUUUCUCCAGCACAAAACAGCACGCAGCAGAAUUUGCUUUCGGCUGACUAAACAACUCCUGAUGUAAUUGAACAUUUUCAUGAAAAUUCUGCACAAUGAAGGAAAAUAUCUUGGGAGAAGAAGACAGACAGCAAGAAAACUUGCACGUUAGCAAUUUCUGUUUUUCCUGCCUCUGUCGGACAGCUAGAAGCGGUUCCCCUCUUGCACUUCACUGUAAACCUUAACCUUUGUACCUGUAAUUGCAUUAUGAAUCAUUGUGUUUGUUGCAGAAUCAUACUGUCAUUGAUCAUAUGCCUGUGUUCUGUAGAGAUUAUCUGCCUUUAUUAAUAUAACAAAACAUUUGUUAUUUUAAUUAAACCAUGAUUGGCUACCAAAA
Molecule: messenger RNA, 3121 nt
Organism: Ctenopharyngodon idella (grass carp)
Lineage: Eukaryota; Metazoa; Chordata; Actinopteri; Cypriniformes; Xenocyprididae
Gene: vps16
Product: VPS16 core subunit of CORVET and HOPS complexes
Exons: 22
Coding region: 172-2679 (835 amino acids)
Biological process (GO): vacuole fusion, non-autophagic; endosomal transport; intracellular protein transport
Cellular component (GO): endosome; cytoplasm; lysosomal membrane
Molecular function (GO): actin binding
Source: RefSeq, a predicted model, not a curated record